AUGCGGCAGAAAGAGAGCAACGAUGUGGGUCCACCUCCAGAUGGCGGCACACUGGCCUGGACACAGGCAAUGAUGGGGCACCUCGUCGCCUUCAACACCUGGGGCUUCCUGGCCAGCUUCGGCGCUUUUCAAAGUUACUACGAGUCGGACAUACUUUCCUCGAAUUCGGCCUCUGAGAUAGCCUGGAUCGGCUCGCUGCAACUAUUCUUGAUUUUCGCCGUGGGCACCAUAUCUGGUCGUGCGCUUGAUGCAGGACUAUUCAGGCCAGUUUACAUCUCUGGCUGCAUACUCUUAGUCGUGGGCGUCUUUUGUACCUCUGUGAGCCAUACCUACUGGCAAGUCUUCCUCGCACAAGGGCUCUGCGCCGGCCUGGGCUGUGGAUUGAUGUUUACGCCGGCCAUUGGACUCGUUGCAACAUACUUCUCGACGAAAAAGGUGUUCGUUUUGGCUUUCUUCCUCACAGGUUCUGGUACUGGUGGGAUAGUAUUCCCUGUCAUUUUCGGUCAGCUACUCAAUCGAAUUGGCUUUGCCUGGACCGUCCGGGUGCUUGGGUUCAUAAUGCUCGUCACGAGCGCUCUCACUAUUGCACUUUUCCGAACACGCCUGCCACCUCGCAAAGCCGGUGCGUUGAUCGACGUGUCUGCGUUCCGUGAGCGGGUAUACGUCCUUUACAUUGCAGGCAUGUGGUUCAACUUCUUUGCCUUGUACUUUGCCUUCUACUUCAUCAGCGCGUUUGCCCGAAACGUGAUCGGUCUGUCGUACGAGUCAUCGUUGCACCUGCUGAUCACCACCAACGGCGUUGGCAUCAUCUCUCGGCUUACUGUUGCGUACAUCGCCACGAAGUGGAUACAGCCGAUCACAGCCGUCAUUCCAUGCGCUCUCAUUGCCGCAGUGCUCAUGUACAGCUGGGCGGCAGUCAACGAUACCGCAGGGCUGUACGCCUUCGCAGUCUUGUACGGCAUCGCAUCCAAUGGCUUGCAAGGUUUGUGGCCAGGCGGGUUGUCCAGUUUGAUUGUGGAUGACAGCAAAAUUGGCACACGCAUGGGUAUGGCCUUCAGUAUUGUGAGCACAGCUCUUUUGACAGGAUCGCCGGUGGGAGGAGCGUUAGUGGCGAUGAACAAUGGGCGGUACUUGUAUGCCCAGAUGUGGGCAGGCUCCUCGUUGGUUUUAGGAUCGUGCUUGCUGUUGCUUGCUAGCCGAUUGCAUAGAAGCGUCACUAAAAUGGCAUAUGGGUCUCGUCUGUAA
Messenger RNA from Sphaerulina musiva SO2202, 1245 nucleotides. RefSeq names its product MFS general substrate transporter. Bases 1 to 1245 code for a protein of 414 amino acids. The record is from RefSeq and is a predicted model, not a curated record. NCBI's taxonomy places the organism in Eukaryota, Fungi, Ascomycota, Dothideomycetes, Mycosphaerellales, Mycosphaerellaceae. Gene Ontology annotation, biological process: transmembrane transport. Gene Ontology annotation, molecular function: transmembrane transporter activity. Gene Ontology annotation, cellular component: fungal-type vacuole membrane. The transcript has 2 exons.